Messenger RNA from Rattus norvegicus (Norway rat), 3323 nucleotides. RefSeq names its product internexin neuronal intermediate filament protein, alpha (gene Ina). Gene Ontology annotation, cellular component: intermediate filament. NCBI's taxonomy places the organism in Eukaryota, Metazoa, Chordata, Mammalia, Rodentia, Muridae. The record is from RefSeq and is marked validated. Bases 75 to 1595 code for a protein of 506 amino acids. Gene Ontology annotation, biological process: postsynaptic intermediate filament cytoskeleton organization. The transcript has 3 exons.
ACCCAGCCUUGCCGCACCUUCGCGUCCUCGCCAGGUCCCGCCGCAGCCGCGCACCCGGCCCCGACCCCGGCACCAUGAGCUUCGGAUCAGAGCACUACUUGUGCUCCGCCUCCUCCUACCGCAAGGUGUUCGGGGAUGGCUCGCGCCUGUCUGCGCGCCUGUCCGGGCCGGGAGGCUCCGGCAGCUUUCGCUCGCAGUCGCUGUCCCGCAGCAAUGUGGCCUCCACGGCCGCUUGCUCCUCGGCCUCGUCUCUCGGCCUGGGCCUGGCCUACCGCCGCCUGCCGGCCUCCGACGGGCUGGACCUGAGCCAAGCAGCGGCGCGCACCAACGAGUACAAGAUCAUCCGCACUAACGAGAAGGAGCAGCUGCAGGGCCUCAACGACCGCUUCGCGGUGUUCAUCGAAAAGGUGCACCAGCUGGAGACGCAGAACCGCGCGCUCGAGGCCGAGCUGGCCGCGCUGCGCCAGCGCCACGCCGAGCCGUCGCGCGUCGGCGAGCUCUUCCAGCGCGAGCUGCGCGAGCUGCGCGCGCAGCUGGAGGAGGCGAGCUCCGCGCGCGCGCAGGCCCUGCUGGAGCGCGACGGGCUGGCCGAGGAGGUGCAGCGACUGCGGGCGCGCUGCGAGGAGGAGAGCCGCGGGCGCGAAGGCGCGGAGCGCGCCCUGAAGGCGCAGCAGCGCGACGUGGACGGCGCCACUCUGGCCCGCCUGGAUCUGGAGAAGAAGGUGGAGUCGCUGCUGGACGAGCUGGCCUUCGUGCGCCAGGUGCACGACGAGGAGGUGGCCGAGCUCCUGGCCACGCUGCAGGCGUCUUCGCAAGCCGCCGCCGAGGUGGACGUGGCUGUGGCUAAACCAGACCUGACUUCGGCGCUGAGGGAGAUCCGCGCCCAGUAUGAGUCCUUGGCCGCUAAGAACCUGCAGUCGGCCGAGGAGUGGUACAAGUCCAAGUUCGCCAACCUGAACGAGCAGGCUGCGCGCAGCACGGAAGCCAUCCGAGCCAGCCGAGAGGAGAUCCACGAGUACCGGCGCCAGCUCCAGGCUCGUACCAUUGAGAUAGAGGGCCUGCGCGGAGCCAAUGAAUCCCUGGAGAGGCAGAUCUUGGAACUGGAGGAGCGGCACAGCGCUGAGGUGGCCGGCUACCAGGAUAGCAUUGGGCAGCUGGAGAGUGACCUGAGGAACACCAAGAGCGAGAUGGCCCGCCACCUUCGGGAAUACCAGGACUUGCUCAAUGUCAAAAUGGCUCUUGACAUUGAGAUAGCAGCUUACAGGAAGCUGCUGGAAGGUGAAGAGACACGAUUUAGCACCAGCGGGUUAAGCAUCUCAGGGCUGAAUCCACUUCCCAAUCCCAGUUAUUUGCUCCCUCCUAGAAUCCUUAGUUCUACAACCUCCAAAGUCUCAUCCGCUGGGCUGUCCCUGAAAAAGGAGGAGGAGGAGGAGGAGGAGGAAGAGGAAGAAGGGGCUUCUAAGGAAGUCACUAAGAAAACAUCCAAGGUAGGGGAAAGUUUCGAAGAAACACUGGAGGAAACGGUGGUAUCUACGAAGAAAACCGAAAAGUCAACUAUAGAAGAAAUCACCACCAGUUCCAACCAAAAAAUGUAAUGCUGUUGCUUAAAAAAAAAAACAAAAAAAGGCGAUGCCUAAGAGGGAAUGCACUUGGCUUAUUCACAGCUUACUCCUGAACCACACCUACCACCGCUAUAGAAUGUCUUCAAGGCUUCAAUGUCAUAGUCUGUACCGAAUCCUCGCUCUCUCCAGUAGGAAGGCCACUGUAGCUGGGAGCAAACUGCAGUGCUGGAGGAGGAGCAGGAGGAGCUCUCUAAGAUCACAGCUUUCCUACCUACAGCUCAGGCCUCAUAGUGACAGGUGACCCAGGUGCAGAGGAGGCUCAAACGAAGGUGCUAAAUCUGGUCAUCGCUCGCUGUGAGCUGAAAUCGAAACCUGUUUCUCCACCGUACCCCGCCAGUACCCAGCCAUAGAACCUCACUGUAGAUGUCUAAAAAUAUACAGUCACUGCCGAGGACAAGCUAGUGCUCCAGACACCAUUCUCCCAUCCCCCUCUGAUAGAGCUGAGUCACAAAACGACGGUCGUCUCUCAUGGGCAGGUUUCCUUCCUCUCUCUUCAAUCCCGUAUUGCCAUUUCUCCCACCUGAGAGGAAGGAACAAAGUUUAGUGUGGUAUCCCCUUCUAGACACGCAUAGAACUUACGCCCUUUAGUCCUCCACUCCGUGGGUAAAUUAGAUGCAUGUUGACCAUUCCCGUGAUUUGUAUAACGCACCCUUGUCCAUUUCAUGACCUUUCAUGUCCGUAGCUUAAAAAAUAGAAAGUGAUUAAUGAUAAUGGCAGUGAUUGGUUUUAAGGGUUUUCCUAAAAUAAUACUAAUUAUAAUAAUAAUCAUAAAAGGGAUCUCUAGACUUUAGGCUUUCAGCUUAUCCAGAUCCACUUAAUUAGAGAGGAAAAAAAUUACCUUAAAUGAUGUAGCAUUUCACCUUAAAUUUAGAGGCACGGUGAUAGUUGCCCUACUCUGCGCUUAAGCUGACCUUAGACCUCGUAUCGUAAGUAGAGUGAGUGAGUGAGUGCUCUGAAGGGAAAGAACAAGGUCUCCUCUGUGUUGGUUUCUAUGUAGUGCUAUAGAAUUAGCUUUCUCAUACCCUUGCCCUAGGAUCUACAUAAUUCCCUUCCCAUUAGGGUAGUAUGCUAUGUAUAGGACAUUUUAUCACCAGACACAACGCUACUGCCCAAAAGUGAAAAACACACACUUCUGGUCAAUCAACACCACCAGCAAAUAUUUAAAAAAAAUAAAAAAGGAAAGGAAGAAAGAAAGAAAGAAAGAAAGAGAGAGAGAGAGAGAAAGAAAGAAAGAGAAAGAUUGAUUCUCAGAGUCUUUUCCUAACAGGGUUACAUUGCUUCAGUUGGUGGAUGUCCCUCCCCUGAAGGAAAGACAGAAACAUUAUUCAGGGUCCAGGAGGGGUAUGCACACUUCUCCCCCACCUCAAGAAGGCAGGCUGGAAAGUCAGCUCUUCGUGCACUCAACUGUGGCAUCCACAUGACCUGUCUGCCUCGCGUGCCAAACUUGAUGCAGGGUUUGCCCUGUCUCUGCUCACUCCCACCAAGCUGUAGAACUGUCUGUCCUGUCCCCGCCCACCCCAUCCGCAAGCUCUGUGCUGAUAAGGACAUGAUGCUUCUACUGAAUUCACAUUCUAGCACGUGCUUCAAUAUAGCUCAAGGAACCGGAAAGACACUUCGUUUUUCCUGACCCAUCCCCUCUUGACCCCCCCCCCACACUGUAAGACAUUAGUAAUAUUAAGAAAUUAAAAGUCAUUAAUCCUA